AUGGCGAACUUGGGAUUCUUUGAGCUGCUGAUGAAGAAGAAGGAGAUACAUUUCAUUUUUAGUUUUAAUAAGUCUGGCAACCAAGAACCAUGGCAAGAUGUGGAUUUUACCAAGCCCCAGAAGCAUAUAACAUUGAACCAGCAAUGGAAGCCCAUAGAAGAGCUGGAGAAAGUAAGAAAAAUAACAAAGGGAUGAGAUGUCAUUGCUUUGAAGCAUGGAGUUCAGUGAGCUAUAUUCUAUCCAUUUGUGAACUUUAAAAAGACUUGGCUUGUUUUUCUCUGAAAUAAUACUGUAACUUAGCUUUUCAAUAAACUUGGAGUUUCAGUUUAAAGUUAGGUCAGCAAACAGAAUGUCCUUUUUGGCUAAUAGGGGCAAAGAUAAAUCCUAGCAUGGUUGCAAUCCUCUAUUAUUAUUAUACUGUGGAGCAGGAGCUCUUAAAUUAGUUCUCUAACUUCAGCUUAUUGAGUGUCUUUAAUCUUUUCUUCGUGGGGAAUAUCUGGGUUUCUUUCCACCUGCCUUUGUGCUGAUACACUUUCAUUUUUGGAAAAUACUUAAAAAGAACAAAUUCCAUUCUCCCAGUUUUUUUCCACGUAAGAUAAGAAAAUGCACAAUCACAAAAUGCACGAAAAUCGAUUUACCCCCAAACUGCUUCUAGUCCCCGGAAGGAGCUUUCUGUUGUUUCAACCCAUGGAAACUUUCCUUGAGGAGUUUGAUAACAGCCAUGAAAGAU
Messenger RNA from Zootoca vivipara (common lizard), 730 nucleotides. The record is from RefSeq and is a predicted model, not a curated record. Lineage: Eukaryota; Metazoa; Chordata; Lepidosauria; Squamata; Lacertidae.